UGUGCUCUUCAAUAGCUCAUCUGCCCAUUCUUCCAUGUCAGAACCUGAGUAUUGUAUUUCCCUUUCCCUUGUCUGUAAAGCAGAAAAAUGCUUUGUUUGCGAAUGGUGAUAUAUGGAAUUUUUUACUACGAUCUCUUUCAUCAUACAUACUUAAUUACUUGUAGUAUUAUAUUUUUACUUUUUGUUUUAUCCUCAAAUAAGAAACCCGCCCUGAUGUGUGUACGGAUGUAGGUGACGACAAUGGUACUGAAGGUCGACCUGCAUUGCCGCCGCUGCUACAAGAAGGUCAAGAAAAUACUCUGUAAAUUCCCUCAAAUACGAGACCAGACAUACGACGAGAAGGCCAACACGGUGACAAUUAAGGUGGUAUGCUGCUCUCCAGAGAAGAUCAGGGACAAGAUACGCUGCAAGGGUUGCGGAUCAAUCAAGAGUAUUGAGAUCAAACCACCACCGCCACCGCCACCUCUAAAACCACCACAACGACCACCGUCACCACCACCGCCACCUAUAAAACCAGCACAACGACCACCGUCACCAUCACCACCACCGCCAAUUGUCAAUCCUGGGUUUUGUUGCACGGAUUGUUAUCAUGGACGUGGUGGGGGCCCUUGCUACAUUGGUGGACCACCACCACCACCACCACCACCACCACCACCACCACCGCUAAUUGUCUUUCCUGGGUUUUGUUGCACGGAUUGUUAUCAUGGACGUGGUGGGGGCCCUUGCUACAAUGGUGGACCACCCCCACGCCCAUGUUAUGAGUCCUGUGGUAGGCCAGUUUAUGAUAGCUGGUGCUGCCCCUGCCGUGGGUACAAUUACUGUUUUAACGAAGAAAACCAAAAGGGUUGCUCAGUCAUGUAACGUGAUACAUGCUACUCAGCCCAUCGUCAAAUCAUGACAUCACUGAUAAUCAUCUUGUAGUUGUCUCCGUUGAAAAUUCAGUCACUUUUAAUUGCAUGUGAAUUUGUUUU
Messenger RNA from Durio zibethinus, 971 nucleotides. The record is from RefSeq and is a predicted model, not a curated record. Lineage: Eukaryota; Viridiplantae; Streptophyta; Magnoliopsida; Malvales; Malvaceae.